AUGGGCUUUCAGAGCUUCAAAGUUAGAGGAACGAAAGCGAAAAGCAAUGAUGGUGCAAAUCCAGACAGCAAGUUUAGGCGCCUAAGCAGCCUUGAUGUGUCAGAUUUUUUAAAAGAGAAAAACAUUGCUAGUAGCACUGAACUUUUUGCUGUAGCAAAUGCUCAAAGAGAAUCCGGGAAAAAAGAUCUUGCAGCUUUUUUGUUAUCACGAACACCAAAGCAGGUAGAAGAUCUUAUUGGCACAACAUGGAAGAUGGUAGAAGCGAGAAGUGUCAUCGAAAGGGAGAAAAUGAAUAGGAUGGAGCUACUGGAAAAAGCUAUUGAGGGAGAUUGUGCUGCAAAAUGUAAAUGUAAAGUGGCUUCAGUGUGCAAUGGAAGUUUUAUAAAAAACAACCACAUACACCCUUAUGUAUAUGCAGCAUCAUUAAGAGAAUUGCUAGAGAAGGGGCGUGGGAAAUUUAGAAAAAUAAUUAUUAAAGGGCCAGCAAAUUGUGCAAAAUCGUUUAUGCUUAAACCACUUCAAGGCAUAUACAAUCCAGCUAAUGAUAAAUAUGCAUGGGUUGGUGCAGAAAGUGCAGAGGCCAUUUUCUUAAAUUACUUCAGAUGGUCAUCUGAGUUGAUAACAUGGCAAAAUUUUCUUCUGCUGCUCGAAGGAAAAGCUGUUCACUUGCCUUCUCCAAAGAACCAUUUUGCAAAAGAUGUUUGCAUCACCACUGACGUCCCAAUAUUUGCAACAGGUAAGUCAGAAGUUACGUACAUUGGCAAAUACAACCAAACAGAUGAUAGGGAAACAGAGAUGAUGGCAGCGCGCUGGAAAGUAUUCAAAUUCAGUCACCAAUUUAAAGAAAAGGAUCAAAAGGACAUUCCACCCUGUUGUAAAUGCUUUGCAAAACUAGCUGUUUUGGGAAAAGAUGCCAUUUCCUGAACGUAGCCACACGUAACCCCACAUGUAACCACACACGUAACCACACAUGUAACCAUAUGGCACUAUGAGAGUAUGUACCAGAGAAUGACACGAAACCACACGUAACCAUCAAUUAUUAAAAAAUUUAUAUAUAGACCUUUUUCAAUUUGAAAACGAUGGUUACGUGUUGGUAAAACCACAAAACAAUGUAGAAUUAACAAUGGUGUCAAAAUAUUGCAUGGUUACAUGUGUGGUUACGUGUGAGCAAUUGUUUAAAUGAUGAAAUACAUGAACAGCUUCUGCAUCACAUAGCUGUGUUUGAAACAUGCUUCAAGCUUUUUAGUUUUUGUUUUAAAUACCUUAUCUAUAGCCACAUAUUACAGUCGUAUAUCACGAAAUUUUGCAAUGCUUUAAAUGUUACUACUUUAUUCUGUUACCUUUAUUUUUGAUUACCAUGCCUAUUCUUUUUGGCAUCGAUUCUAUUGUUCGGUCAAUCACAUUGCUGGGGAAAUCCAUCAUAGUUUGCUUUAUACGGUUACAAAAUUCUCCAAAAGUCUCUUUCACGAUUUGUUUUUCCAGUGCAUCCUUUUGAAGCUUCUUACCGACCAAGUGAAAAAUGUUUUCAAUCGGGUUUAGGUCUGGAGACCAGGCAGGGAUUUUAAGAACUCUGCAUCCAAUUGAAUCAAUUCCUUCAAGUUCUCUCUUGCUGUUUUGGUUAGGGUCCCCAUCUUGAAGAAAGAGCUUCCCUCUUGAAUUUGCUGAAACCUGAAACAUGCCAAGAAAAUGCUCUCUGAUAAAUUCAUAACAGAAUUCGCCAUUUAUAGGUGAAUUGUACUAAAUGCAUGAUAUUACACCUCUUCCAUAUGCAAUUGCUUCCAUGAACCUGGCCAUUCUACUUCCUGAUCCUUCCUUUUUGCCCCUUGCCGUGCAAUGAAGGCUCAGACUCUCAGAACAUUUCUUCCAUGUUCGUGUGCGUGCUGUUCUUACUGUUUGACAGGGGUUUGUCUUGUGCACCCAACCGGUUCCAUCAAAAUAAAAGGAUACCCCCUCCUUCCAAAAACUUUCAGGCAACUUCUUACAUUUCCGAGCAAACUGCAAUCUCUUUUUAAGGUCUUCCUGUACCAGUUGCCCCUUUUUCCUGCACUGUGUGUAAGAGUAUCCUUCUUUUCGUAAAGCUCGACGUACAGUUCUGUUACUUAUUUCCUGUUCUUUAAUGCCAACAUCCCUUUGAACAUCUUUAGAUGUAAAGUUUCCAAAGUUUUCUCUCAAUUUCUUAAGACUACUCGAAAAUUUCCUAACAUCUCGAGGAGUGAGCUUGGCAGGACAUCCCUUAUUUGAGUGUCUCCUAUCGACUAUGUUCUCUCCGAUGGGUAGACGGCUGUGGUUAUAAAUAGUUGUUCUUGAAUAAUGUGGAUACCUCUGCAUAAGCUGGGGCAAAGUUUCACCCUUGUCUUGAUGUAAAUACCGCAGGUGCAUGGAAACAUCGAAAGGAAUUUUCUUAUAUUUUGAUCUCGAACAGUCAUCGUCACUUUUCGCCAUUUUCAAACGACCGUUACUUGAUUUCAAGACAAAUAGCAUAGCUUGCCUCUGAUUGGCUGGGCAUCCGCCAUUAUAUCUUUCAAAAUAUUUUGGAAUAUCUUAAUUACGGCUAUAAAUGUGUUACUUAACUUGACAUUGAUAUUCUAAAUCAGAUUAAUGCGUAAAAAUAAGUAGUUUGAAAAUCACAAGACAUAUGGUUUUUAGAGCAUUCAGACAAUCUUGGACAAAAAUUUUGGAACUCACUUCGAAAAUCGAUGCCGGUUUAGAUUUUUACGUUUUCCUUCAAAUUUUCACCCCCUCUCCCCUUCAGCAAUGUUGUGUAUGGAAGACACAUUGAUUUACAACUUGCAACAUUUCUGAAAAUCAGGUAAAUUUCUGAAAAUAGCUGGAGUUCCAAUAUAUUUUGUCCAGGGUUGUAGUUUUUGCUUAUUUUAUUUAGAAGGACGCUCAUUCCAAAGACGCUGUUGGGGAGGAAUUGAAACUUAAAGGUCAAGGUAUUGAGGUAUGUCAUAAAUUUGUCUGUAUUACCAUCAUGCUGAUCAACUCAGUCAUUCAUCUAGCUGAUAAUUGUAACAGACCCUAUCUAAUGUUUGCUUCUUUCUAAAAUUUGCUUCUUUAAUGUACUAUUCUGCCUUGCAGGUAUCAAGAGAAAGUUCCUAUUUGAGAAUAGAAGGCUCUUGACAAAGUAAUGGUAAGAUUCUAGAAUUUAUUUGUUUUUUAGACAGUGGGUUCAAAAGUGUUGUGAACAUUGUUUUGUCUUUAGAAACAAUGGAUCCCAAUUCUUUUGCUGCUGGUAAUUUGACAGGGGCAGGUAAAAAUCAUAUCGCCUAUUACCAGUAGCUGCAAAAGCCACAAAAGAGGCAGAUUCAAUCGAGAAAAUUCAUAAUGAUAUCAUCGAACUUCAAAAAAUGCUUCUGAGUUUAGAUGAGAAGCAAGCUUUAAAACAAGGUGCAACUUUUAGAAAUCAUUUUGGGUAUAUCCAAUGGCCAAUAAUUAGUAAUAAUGAGAUAAGCAUCAUCCUAAUUGAUCAGCCAAUUGUGAUGUUGUACCACUAAAAUGUCAAAAAUUUUACUCUGUUUUUAUACGCAACUGGCACACUUAUAAGGAACUUCAAAGGAUUAAAGAAAUUUUUGUUUUAUGCAGCAACAGUCCAGCAUCCUUUUGGCAAAAGCCCUCCUUUACCUGUUGCCGAGUAUUUAACUACAAACCAGGACUUGCAUUCCAUUAAGCGAUUUUAAGUACACUACUAGAAAUGGAUAGCUUUAAGUAUGGCAACCAACAUGUUAAUAAACCAAAAUUAGUAGUACUUGAUUUAAGUAUGGCUAUUAUAAAUGCCUGCAUUAGUGAAUUUAAUGGGGAACAUAUACACGAAUAUAUAAACAGAUUCUUUCAGACAAUUAACGGUAGUGCCAGCUCUACAGAGUUGAGGAAAACUUUUCUCCAUAUUGUGCUUUUCACAUGAUAUGCCUAAAUCGCCAACAUGCUAUCAAAGAUUGCGGGAAUGGUGAAGAAGGAAAAAGUCGCCUACACUUUGCAACGAGCUUGUUUGGAAGACUAAUUAAUUGUUUGUCGAAAGAUGGUGCUACAAACGUUUAAAGAAUGGAACUAUUGUACUAGGAUCUAAAUAUGAUGAUAAGAAUGUAAAAACUGCUCUGAAAAACGUGGAAGAGUCAAUUAGAGGAAGUAGAACAUUGUAGUACCCAAGAAAAUUUCUGGUCAGAAGGGUUGAAUGCAGAUGAUGUUUCAGACUCGCUUGAAUAUGAUGCUGACAAUAGCUUUAAAAAUGAAACUAAGUUGCAUAAAUUUUGGGCGCAAAGGAUAAAAUCAAUAAAACAACACCAUAAUCCAGAAGAUGGCGAAACCAAUCGGUAUUACAUGCCAAAUUACUGUAAAUGAAUGUACGAUGACCUAUACAAACUGCCUUAUGUAGCAUUAUGGAGCAAUUUAUGCUUAGGAGAUUUGCAGCAUUUUAAUCCUGAAUACCAAGACUGGUUCUUGUCAAAGACCAAAACUAGCACCUUUGCAAAACAAUUUUCUGUUUAAGAAAAGAAAUAGGAGUAAUUUGAAGCAGUCAUUCGUUGAAUUUAUUCAGAAACUGCGGCAUCAUAAUUGGGCUUGCAAAGACAGUUCAUUUUAGGCUAAAAAACCAUAUCAGUGAAACAAAUAAAUUAUCUAAAGAAACAUAAUAGUUUUUUAACAAAAUUAAGAAACCUUCUUAUUAGUUACAACGAUUCCGGGGGAAGAGAAGGUGAUUUGGAAUGUGAUGCAAAAGAACUUUCUUGCAUUGUUGAAGGUUGGGAUAAAGGUAAUAAAAUCCUAAGGAAAAGGAAAACUCAAGGAAAGGUUCCAACGCCACUAAAGAAAAGAUUGAAUUUUGCUGCCUCUAAAACAGAAAAAAAAUUGUGCAAAGAAGGUUUUGACACUAAAAAUAAACGUUCUUGCAAGCGAAAUUCUCGAAAAGAAUCAACCCAAAACAAUGAUUCGA
Rhopilema esculentum is the source of this 4927-nucleotide messenger RNA. NCBI's taxonomy places the organism in Eukaryota, Metazoa, Cnidaria, Scyphozoa, Rhizostomeae, Rhizostomatidae. The record is from RefSeq and is a predicted model, not a curated record.